Messenger RNA from Tigriopus californicus, 1740 nucleotides. RefSeq names its product pre-mRNA-processing factor 19-like (gene Prp19). Gene Ontology annotation, cellular component: Prp19 complex; cytoplasm; U2-type catalytic step 1 spliceosome. Gene Ontology annotation, biological process: protein ubiquitination; DNA repair; mRNA splicing, via spliceosome. The record is from RefSeq and is a predicted model, not a curated record. Gene Ontology annotation, molecular function: protein binding; ubiquitin protein ligase activity. The coding region runs from base 159 to 1688 and encodes 509 amino acids. Lineage: Eukaryota; Metazoa; Arthropoda; Copepoda; Harpacticoida; Harpacticidae. The transcript is spliced from 5 exons.
UGGAGGCCGAGGAGUAAAGCCGGCAGGCAGUCAGACAAAGCGGCCGACACGGAGGCAGGCAGAAAUCCACACAACAACGUUGGGAUCGUUGGGAUCGCCGCCAGAAGAGCAAGAAAACAAAUCCCAUCGGGCAUCGCCGGAUCUCGCCAUCCACGAUCAUGACUGCCAUGAUAUGCGCCAUCUCUAAUGAGGCCCCGGAAACGCCCGUGGUCUCACCCGUUUCAGGCCAGAUCUUUGAACGCCGACUGGUCGAAAAGUUCAUCGAGGAGAAUGGCUGCGACCCGGUCACCAAGGAGCCGCUCAGUGCCGUGCAACUGAUUGCCGUCAAAGCUUCGCCCCUGGUCAAGCCCAAGGCCCCGUCGGCCACGUCUAUUCCGGCUAUCCUGAAGUCCUUGCAAGACGAGUGGGAUGCGGCCAUGUUGCACUCCUUCACUCUGCGGCAACAGCUCCAAACGGCGCGCCAAGAGCUCAGUCACGCGCUCUACCAACACGAUGCCGCCUGUCGUGUCAUCGCCCGCUUGACCAAGGAGGUCACGGGGGCUCGAGAGGCUUUGGCCACCUUGAAACCGCAAACUGCCGCCAUGACUCCGUCACACGCGGCCAUGGCGGGGGCUACGCCCGUUCAUCAGACCGAAGCUCCGGCCGCCACGCCGGUCACAUUGGAGGCCACGGGCAUGACACAGGAGAUCGUGAACAAAUUGCAAGACAAGGCUAAGGUUUUGACAGGUGAGCGAAAGAAGCGAGGCAAGACCGUGCCCGAGGAGCUCAUGUCGGUGAAUGACAUCCGCAAUUUCAAGACCCUGGCCUCGCAUCCCGGUCUCCAUUCGGCGUCAGUGCCCGGCAUUUUGGCUUUGGACAUUAAUGCCAAUAACCCGAGCAAGAUUCUGACUGGAGGGGCCGACAAGACCGCUACUAUUUUCAACAAAGAUGACGAACAGAUCAUUGCCAUUCUCAAGGGACAUACGAAGAAGGUGAACCGAGUGGUCUAUUAUCCUGAUUCAGAGGAUACGGUUAUCACGGCCUCGCAUGAUUCCACCAUUCGAUUGUGGAACGUGCCCACUUCACAGACCCUGAAGAUUUUGCGCGUCCAUGAUGGACCUGUGACGGGAUUAUCUCUCCACGCCACCGGCGAUUAUGUUCUCUCCACCUCGUUGGAUCAACAUUGGGCGUUUUCGGACAUUCGCUCCGGUCGGUUGGUCGCCAAAGUAACUGAUGCCUCCACGGCUGCACUAACUUGCGCCCAAUUCCAUCCGGAUGGUCUCAUUUUUGGCACUGGAACAGCUGACUCGGUCAUAAAAAUCUGGGAUUUGAAAGAGCAACAAAAUGUGGCCAAUUUCGAAGGUCAUAGUGGCGCUAUCUCGGCUAUAUCUUUCUCCGAGAACGGUUAUUACCUAGCCACAGCAGCGGAUGAUGCCUGCGUAAAGCUUUGGGAUUUGAGGAAACUGAAGAACUUCAAGACGAUUCAAUUGGACGACAACUACGAGGUGAAGGAUCUCUGCUUCGAUCAAAGUGGCACUUAUUUGGCUGUUGCCGGAACGGACGUUCGCGUGUACUUGUGCAAACAAUGGACGGAAUUGAAAGUAUUUGAGGACCACACAGCCAUGGCCACGGGCGUGCGAUUUGGUAAGCACGGGAGCUACAUUGCCUCCACCUCUAUGGACCGCACGCUCAAGCUCUGUGGUUUGUAAAGUCCAUGUCAAACGAUAAUAAAAUGAUAGAUCAUUCGUGGGAUCACCAUCA